Molecule: messenger RNA, 183 nt
Organism: Acaulospora morrowiae
Lineage: Eukaryota; Fungi; Glomeromycota; Glomeromycetes; Diversisporales; Acaulosporaceae
Source: the annotation of a GenBank genome assembly
UUAAACCUCUUUAGUGAGUACUUGGCAAGUCAUCGUCCAGGAGAUGGCCGGCUGAAUUUGAACUACAAAGUUGUUGGGUGUCUGUUGGAUACACAAGGCGUCUGCGGUAGACUGCGAUCUAUCGGAAGCUAUUAUUUAGCAAGUCAUCGUCCAGGAGGUGGCCGGCCGUUGUGUAAACAAUAG